Messenger RNA from Ahaetulla prasina, 1416 nucleotides. RefSeq names its product family with sequence similarity 167 member B (gene FAM167B). The coding region runs from base 91 to 663 and encodes 190 amino acids. The record is from RefSeq and is a predicted model, not a curated record. Lineage: Eukaryota; Metazoa; Chordata; Lepidosauria; Squamata; Colubridae. The transcript has 2 exons.
ACACACACACGUAUAUGCAGCGUGUGCACCGAGGAGAGUGAGUUUAUUUUGUUCUCUGUGGAGACACACUCUGUGCUUGGCACCUCUGCUAUGGCCCUGGUGAGGUUCAAGGAACUGGGGGAAGAUGAACUGAACUUAGAAGAGGAGAACUUAGACAGUGUCAAAGCCUUAACAACAAAGUUGAAGCUACAGACACGGCGCCCAUCUUACCUGGAGUGGAAGGCCCAUGUGCAAAGUCCCUCCUGGAGAAAUGGGCUGCAGGCUGGAGCUCUGAAGACCCACCUGGAGAAGCAGGGUGAAGAGGCAGUAGGAGAAGAUAAUCAGGCCCAGGAACCCUUGAAGUCUGUUUGUGGAUUCCCCACCAUUGGUAUGGCCUUUGAAUGGCUUCGGAUGGAACUGAGGAAGAUGCAGGCCCUGGACCACCAGUUGGCACGGCAGCUGAUGCGGCUGCGGGCCCAGAUCCAUCAGCUGAAAGUGGAGCAGGCUUGCCACCGCCACAAAGAGAUGCUGGAUGAUGCCACCUUUGAACUGGAGGGCUGCGAGGAGGACUCGGACCUGCUCUGCAACAUUCCCCCCAAGAUGGCCUUUCUCUUGUCUACCCCUCUCAAGCACAUUGGAGUCACCCGCAUGAAUAUAAACUCUCGUCGCUUCUCCUUGUGCUGACGGACCUUCACCCCAUUGCAUGCUUGCUUGGCGCUGGUAGCUGUUGGCAACCAGGGGGUAUCUUGGCUCCCAUUGCCUGCACCUGUAGAUUUUGCACCCAUGUAUAGCAACCCAUGUCUCGCCUGGCUGAUCUGCUCCGGGCUCACAAACAUACCUGGAUUGGCAAUCUCAGGGAGGUGAGAUGGUAGACAAAACACAUCCUAGUAGAAAGUAGGGAAGUCUAGAGAGCUGCCUGGGGCAGCCUUUCUUUGGGUGAAGCAUCUCUCAGGGAUGGAAGUUUUGCUACUUAGAAAAAGGAGAUGAAAAGCAGGGAGCAAUAUGGAGCAAGAGGGACAAUGAGUAUCCUUUUGAUGAUUCACAGGCCUAAAGAGAGUCUGGCGGAGAACAAACUCCAGUCUGAAGGUUCAGAGAAGGGCCAACCCAAAGUUUAGCCAGCAGUGCAUGCAAAAAAGGGGCAGGUUUCACAAGCUGCAUCUCGACUUUUUUGACCUCCCCUCCCUUAAGGUCUCCUGGACUGUCCUGUGGACUGGCCAAGGAUGCAGGAGGGGCACUGACCUCAAGGGAAAUUUUUUUUGCUGGUUGAUGUGUCUCUUUUACCUGGAAGACUGAUCACCCCUCGGCUGCCCCUCAUUUAUUUUGCCCACUUAUGUUUUAAAAGCUUGCUAAUUUUUAUUGUAUGUCAGUUGGUGUGGCUUUGAGAAGCUGCGGUAAGUUAAACACUUCAAAAACAGCAAUAAAAAGUGCAUCACUUGA